This is a messenger RNA of Propithecus coquereli (Coquerel's sifaka), 1528 nucleotides long. RefSeq names its product phosphatidic acid phosphatase type 2 domain containing 1A (gene PLPP4). The record is from RefSeq and is a predicted model, not a curated record. Gene Ontology annotation, biological process: phospholipid metabolic process. Gene Ontology annotation, molecular function: phosphatidate phosphatase activity. The transcript is spliced from 7 exons. Bases 349 to 1164 code for a protein of 271 amino acids. NCBI's taxonomy places the organism in Eukaryota, Metazoa, Chordata, Mammalia, Primates, Indriidae.
UCCCCUCCCGGGCCGCUGGCGCCCGGCGCGGGCCCAACCGCGGAGGCGGUGCCCGGCGAGACGGAGCCGGGAGUCCCCGAAGCGCCUUCCGCUCCGCGCGGGGACGCGGGGCCCGAAGUGCCUGGAGAGUCCGGCGCGGCGUCCGGGAUCCCGGGGACCCGAGGCGGGAGGUUUGGGCUGAGCCCUCCCCGGCUCCCGCCCGCCCCCGCCCGGCGCCCGCCUCCGCCCCCGCCCGCGGCCUGGAGCGCGCCUCCCUCGCAGCCCAGGGUCUGGCGAGCCGGCGCCGGCCGAGCUGCGGGAGCCGCGGACAGCACCAGCCGCCGCCGCGGGAGCUGCUCCGGCCGUACCAUGCGGGAGCUGGCCAUCGAGAUCGGGGUGCGAGCCCUGCUCUUCGGGGUCUUCGUUUUUACAGAGUUUUUGGAUCCAUUCCAGAGAGUCAUCCAGCCGGAAGAGAUCUGGCUGUAUAAAAAUCCUUUGGUGCAAUCAGACAACAUACCCACCCGCCUCAUGUUUGCAAUUUCUUUCCUCACACCCCUGGCUGUUAUUUGUGUGGUGAAAAUUAUCCGGCGGACUGACAAGACUGAAAUUAAGGAAGCCUUCUUAGCGGUGUCCUUGGCUCUUGCUUUGAACGGAGUCUGCACAAACACUAUUAAAUUAAUAGUGGGAAGACCUCGCCCCGAUUUCUUUUACCGCUGCUUUCCAGAUGGAGUGAUGAACUCGGAAAUGCACUGCACAGGUGACCCCGAUCUGGUGUCCGAGGGCCGCAAAAGCUUCCCCAGCAUCCAUUCCUCCUUUGCCUUUUCGGGCCUUGGCUUCACGACGUUCUACUUGGCGGGCAAGCUGCACUGCUUCACCGAGAGUGGGCGGGGGAAGAGCUGGCGGCUCUGCGCCGCCAUCCUGCCCUUGUACUGCGCCAUGAUGAUCGCUCUGUCCCGCAUGUGCGACUACAAGCAUCACUGGCAAGAUUCCUUUGUGGGCGGAGUCAUUGGCCUCAUUUUUGCAUACAUCUGCUACAGACAGCACUACCCGCCGCUGGCCAACACAGCUUGCCAUAAACCGUACGUCAGUCUGCGAGUCCCGACCUCGCUGAAGAAAGAGGAGAGGCCCACUGCCGACAGCGCGCCCAGCUUACCUCUGGAGGGGAUCACCGAAGGCCCCGUAUGACUAGUGUCCUGGGAGGACGGACGCUGAGCCCCAGGCACGCUCUUCCACCCUGAUUCUGACAUCGUAACACGAUAGAAAAGGUUUUCCGUAGUGUGUUUAUCAUCAGUUGUUUCUCAAAGUUAUCCUUCUUCUGCUUCCAUUUCGCCCCGGUAUUCCUGCUACUUUCAACGUCUACUUUCAACAUUCUUGCAUCUGCAAGGGAAGGACACCAGGAACAUUCUCUGAGAGACGUGUGGAAGGAGGCUGCAAGGGUGGGGUUGGGCAGCUCAGCCGAUUCCUCUAUGUGCAAUGUCUGCUGUAGUAGCCACCUUCCUGUGUUUUCAUGGUUGUAAAACAUAAUAAAACCUCCCACCUGAAGGCUUGG